This is a messenger RNA of Arabidopsis arenosa, 1561 nucleotides long. NCBI's taxonomy places the organism in Eukaryota, Viridiplantae, Streptophyta, Magnoliopsida, Brassicales, Brassicaceae. The record is from the annotation of a GenBank genome assembly.
AUGGUAAGCUGUCUUCUUCUAUCUGGUUCAUUUCGCUGUCUUAUUUUCUUUUUUUUUCCAAUAGUUGAUUUUCACAAAUGCAUCGCCAAAUAGUAAAUUUGUAAUGCUCUGUGUUCUUGAUUGUUUUUUUUUCGAAUCCUCACUGAGAUUUGAGCUUAAAUCUUGAUUAUCUUGGUGAAGUAUGUUGUGUGCAACCAUAUCAUCUCUGAUGGUGAUUCUGGUCACAGGAGAUUCAUGAAAUUUGUGAUUCAUUGCAUCAAGAAUAGAAGACUACAGGGGGAGGUUAAUUAGAUUAUCUUAAGGUGUAUAAAAUGGAAAAGAAGAGCGUAAAAAUUUCUGAUAAGUUGUCUCUGAUUAGAGUGUUAAGAGGUAUAAUAUGUUUGAUGGUGUUAGUUUCAACAGCUUUUAUGAUGUUAAUAUUCUGGGGGUUCCUAUCAGCUGUAGUGUUGAGGCUUUUCAGCGUACGCUAUAGCCGUAAAUGUGUUUCCUUCUUCUUUGGUUCGUGGCUCGCCUUGUGGCCUUUCCUCUUUGAGAAGAUUAACAGGACCAAAGUUAUCUUCUCUGGCGAUAAGGUUCCUUGCGAGGAUCGAGUAUUGCUCAUUGCAAACCACCGAACAGAAGUUGAUUGGAUGUACUUCUGGGAUCUUGCACUGCGUAAAGGCCAGAUUGGGAAUAUAAAAUAUGUGCUUAAGAGCAGUUUGAUGAAAUUACCUCUCUUUGGUUGGGCGUUUCACCUCUUUGAGUUUAUUCCCGUUGAGCGGAAAUGGGAAGUCGAUGAAGCAAACUUGAGGCAGAUACUUUCGAGUUUUAAGGAUUCCCGAGACGCUUUAUGGCUUGCUCUUUUCCCCGAGGGCACAGAUUACACAGAGGCUAAAUGCGAAAGGAGUAAGAAAUUUGCUGCUGAAAAUGGCCUUCCAAUACUGAACAACGUGCUGCUUCCCAGGACAAAAGGUUUCUUCUCCUGCUUGCAAGAAUUGAGUUGCUCACUUGAUGCAGUUUAUGAUGUGACCAUCGGUUAUAAAACCCGUUGCCCAUCUUUCUUAGACAAUGUCUAUGGAAUUGAGCCAUCAGAAGUUCACAUCCACAUCCGUCGUAUCAACCUAACCCAAAUCCCAAAUCAAGAAAAGGACAUCAAUGCUUGGUUAAUGAACACAUUCCAGCUCAAAGACCAGCUGCUCAAUGACUUUUACUCCAAUGGCCAUUUCCCUAACGAAGGAACAGAAAAAGAGUUCAACACAAAGAAGUACCUCAUAAACUGCUUGGCAGUGAUUGCCUUCACCACCAUCUGUACGCAUCUCACCUUCUUCUCAUCGAUGAUUUGGUUCAAGAUUUAUGUCUCUUUGGCCUGUGCCUACUUGACCUCUGCUACACAUUUCAAUCUUCGUUCUGUUCCACUUGUUGAGACUGCAAAAAAAGCCUUCAAAUUACUAAACAAAUAAACUUUCAUUGUUUUCAAUCCACAUGAUGGAAUCUUUUUACUUUUGUAUUUCGGGGUUCAGAAUCAAUCCACUUUCUACUUAUGAAAUGUGACCUCAGGCUGCAAUAUAUGAUUAGCUCUAUU